AUGAGCAGUCAACUAGAAAAGGAAUAGUAAUAUCGUGAAGCAUUUGAGCAUUAUUCUAAAAGCUAUGUACAUAUAUUAAUUGGAAUGUUUUAAGGAGUUGAAAAUUACUUAUAGAAUAGAGGAAGCAUUAAAAGAAAUAAAUGAUGCAUUAAAUCUUAAUCCAAAAUUUGCAGAAGCCUACACUUUAAGAAGUAUAUUAGUUUAAUAACUAUUUAGGUGAAUUAUUUGAAAAAUUGAAUUUAUAUGAUAAGGCUUUGGAAGAUGUAAAUUGUAGUCUAAAAAUAAAAGACAAUCUGGAGGAAAGUUAUUUUUAAAGAGGUAUUCUUCAUUUUUAAGACCCAAGCAACUAUUUUUUGGAGAAAAUAAUCCUUUGAUCAAGCAAUAUAAGAUUGUUUAAAAUGUAUUUAGAUCAAUAAAAACUUUGCAAUGGCAUUUUGUAGAAUGGGUAGUGUCUAAAUAUUAAUCUAAAGGCACAAUUAUGCAUGAGUUGUAACAAAAAGUUAAAGAACUUUAAUAUUAUAAUAAAGCAAUAGAAAUAGACAGCAAUUGUUCCUAUGCAUAUAUAUGUAGAGGUACUAUAAGGUUAGUUAUAUAGGUGUAUUUUGCUAUGAGGGUGAUUAAAAGGGUAAGUAUGCUCUUCAAGAUUUAAACUAAGCAAUUAAAAUUAAUCCCAAUAAUAGUAUAGCCUAUUUCAAUAGAGGUGAAUAUAAUUAAUAUUAACAUAAUAGGUAUUUUAUAUAAUCAACUUGGUGAUAAAUAAAAUGCACUAUCUGAUUAUGAUCAAUCGAUUCGACUUUAUCCGAAAUAAUCAAAAGUCUUCUACAAUAGAGGUGAUAUUCUAACACUUAAAUUAUUAGGCAAGUUAUAUAAAGAUCUUGGUGACAAUGAUAAGGCAUUAUCAGAUUAUAAUCAAGCGAUUCUAAUUGAUCCAAAUUAUAUGCAAGCAUAUUUGAAUAGAGGUAAAAAAAAACUAUAUUUAACAUAUUAGGAAAUCUAUUUUAAGAUAUUGGUGAGAACGACAAAGCAUUAGUUGAUUAUAACCAAGCAAUUCAACUUGAUCCAAAUGAUGCUACUAUUUACAACAAUAGAGGUAAAUAUUUAUUAAUCUCACCUGAUUAGGUGUUUUAUAUCAUCUCAUUGGUGAGAAAGACAAUGCUUUAAUUGAUUACAAUCAAGCAAUCUAGCUCGAUCCAAAAUAUGCAGCUGCUUACAAUAAUCGAGGUGUAUUUCCUCACAAUUAACAUAUUAGGCAAGUUAUAAAAAGAUCUUGGUGAGCAUGAUGAGGCAUUAGUUAAUUAUGAUCAAGCAAUUCUACUUGAUCCAAAAUAUGUAAAUGCUUAUUUGAAUAGAGGUGAAUAUUAUAGAAUAAUAUUUUAGGAAAUUUAUUUAGAGACAUUAAGAAUAUAGAAAAAGCAAUCUCUGAUUUUAGUGAAGCCAUUUAACUUGAUCCAAAUAAUGUUAAUGCUUAUAUAUUAAGAGGUGAAUUUUCUUAUACUAACAUAUUAGGAAAACUAUAUAAAGAUAUUGGUGAGAACCAAAAAGCAUUAUAUGAUUAUAAUUUAGCCAUACAAUUUGAUGCAAAUGAUGCAACAAACUAUAAUUAUAGAGGUGAAUAUUAUUAUAUUUAACUUGUUAGGAGCUUUGUAUCAUCUUAUUGGAUAAUUAGAUGAAGCUUUAAUUGAUUUUAAUGAAGCAAUCCAUAUUGAUCCACAAAAUGCAAUCACAUAUAUAAAUAGAGGUGAAUAUUCUUACACUUAGCAUUUUAGGUAAAUUAUAUAAAGAUUUGGGGGAAAUCAAAAAUGCAUUGCUUGAUUAUGAUUAGGCUAUCCAAAUAGAUCCAAAUAGUGCAAAUGUCUACAAAUUUAGAGGUGAAUAUUCUUAAUUUUAGCAUAUCAGCUAAAUUAUUUCGAGAUAUAGGUGAAAAAGACAAAGCAUUGAUUGAUUAUAAUUAAGCAAUCGAACUUGACCCGAAUGAUGCAACUGCCUACAACAAUAGAGGUAAAUAUAAUGAACUCAAAAUUUUAGGCAAUAUAUAUUAAAGUUUGGAAGAAAAAGACUAAGCAUUAUCAGAUUAUAAUGAAGCAUUAUAUCUUAAUCCAGAUUACCCAAUUGCUUACUUGAAUAGAGGUAAUUAUAAUUGGAAUUGACAAAUUAGGUGUUUUAUAUCACCUUCUUGAUGAGAAAGACAAUGCUCUAUCUGAUUAUAGUCAAGCAUUAUAGCUUGAUCCAGAAUAGGUAGAUGCCUAUUUCAAUAGAGGUGAAUAUUAUUCCAUUUAAUGUAUUAGGCCAUUUAUAUAAUUUUAUUGGUGAAAAGGAAUAAGCAAUAAUGGAUUUUACUGAAGCAAUCUAACUUGAUCCAAAAUUUGCUAAAGCCUACUAUAAUAGAGGUAAGUGCUAAUAAAUUUAAAUUUUUAGGCAAUUGUUAUAAAGAUAUUAACGAAAAACAAUUAGCAUUAAGCGAUUAUGAUCAGGCAAUCAAACUGAAUCCAAAUUAUAUAAAUGCCUAUUUACAUAGAGGUGAAUAAUAUCAAUUUUAAUAUACUAGGCGAAUUAUUCGAAAGUAUUGAAGAGAAAGAAGAUGCUUUCAAUGAUUAUAAUCAAGCUAUCCAACUUGAUUAAUUAAAUGCAAAUGCCUACGUUUUUAGAGGUAAUACUGUUACUCCUAACAUAUAUAUUAGGCAAUUAUUAUAAAAAUACUGGUUAGUACAAAAUAGCAUUAACUGAUUAUGAUCAAGCAGUUAACCUUAAUCCAAAAUCGAUAAAAGGUUACCUAAAUAGAGGUGAAUAUAUUACUUUUAAUAUACUAGCCAACUUAUAUGAAAUUAUUGACUAGAAAGACAAAGCUUUAAUUGAUUAUGAUAAGGCAAUCCAACUUAAUCCAAAUAAUUUAAAUGCUUUCUUGAAUAGAGGUAAUACAGUACAUUUACCUUUUAGGCAAUUUAUUUAAUAAUAUGGGUCGGAAAGAAUAUGCAUUAUCUGAUUACUUACAAAGUCUUACUUUAUCACCUAACAAUCCCUUAGUAUUAAUCACUCUAGGUGAUUACUAUUAUGAAAAUUUUGACUUAUUUCAUGUUCGAUAAGGUUUGAAAUGUUAUGAAAAAGCCAUUACCAUCUUAUAGAACCUAGAUGAAUAAGAAAUUACUAAGUUACAAUUAACUAAAGAAAAUAUAGAUCAUUUAAUAACUAAGUUUGAUUUACUCGAGAUUUUGAAUUUAAAAACAUAGGAUUUCACGAGUAUUGUGGAGAGUUUGCCUACUGAAACGGUUGAUUAAUUUUAGAUGUCUCUUAAUUAUAGCAAAUAAUUAAUAACAAUAUCACAAAAACUAAAGCAAAUUUUAUCAAUCCCUAAUACCCAGUUAAUAAAGUAAAAUCAAUAAUUAGUUUAAAUUGAAUAAUUGGGUUAACUGAAUGAAAAAUUUGAUCAAUUAUUUUAUCAGCUUGAAACACAAAAUAAAUAAAAAGUUCAAUUAUAACAAAAUAAGGAAGACUCAUAACAAGAUAAUGAAAUAUCAUUACAAGAAAAUGAGGAAUUAGAAUCGGGCUAUGUAGAAUAAUAUCAAGUAAGCGAAAAUGAUGCAUAAAUACAAUAGAUAGAAGGAGGACAAGAAAAUGAUGAAUAAUACCAUGCAAAUUAUCAACCAUAAUAAGAAAAUGAUGAAUAGCAAUAAGAACAUUUAGAAUUAUAACAAGAAAUUGAUGAAUAAUAAUAAGAGCAUUUAGAAUUACAACAAGAAAAUGAAGAAUUAUAACAAGAAAUUGAUGAAUAAUAAUAAGAACAUUUAGAAAUAUAACAAGAAAAGGUUGAAUUGAAUCAAGUACCAUAUGAAGAAAACCCCAAAUUAAAUUAAAAAGAAGAAGAUGUGAAUAAUAUGAUUUAGUAGGAUCGAAAUAGUAUAAACUAAUUAUUAGAGGAUCUGAAUAAAAAAGAAAAUUUACAUUAAUAUACUUAUUAUAAAUCAUUAGUUUGGAGGCUUUAUUAUUACCUACAAGUUAUGCAAUAAAUCUCUACUUAACUAAACGAAAAUUAACUUAUUGAAACUAACUCAGAAUAGAUUUAAAAUAUACUACAAAAAAUUUCUAACUUUGAAUCAGUUGAACAUCUUCCAAUACCCAUUCUUAUGGAUACCUUUGGAAUUUUAAAUUCCGCCCUUGAUUAGGCAAUUGAUUAAAAAAAUGAGAAUAAAUUUAAUAGCAGAGCGAAGAUUCUUAGCGAAAUAAUAGCAAACAAAAUAAUAGAUCCAGGUCAAUUAGAGAUUGAAGUGAAAAUGGCAGCGAUAACUUUGGGAAAAUUAUAAUAGCAUAAUAUGGUUUAAAGAAAAAAAACAAAAUUUAGUCAAAUCGUCGACUAAUUAUUAGAAAAAGAAAGCAAGUCAUAAUAAUAAAUUAAAGAUAUAUAUUGGAUUUGUGGGGCAGAAGAUACAUUCGUCAUUUUGAACUAUUUAGAGACAAACUAAGAAAAAAUAUUAAAGGAAUAAUAGAAAUAGCUGAGAGAGAUAUUUGAAGAUGCAAUUAAAUCAUAUUACUUUAUUCCCCCUUAAGUUUAAUAGGUGAAUACUGAUUGUUCAUCGGUAUGCUAAAUAAUUUGAUUUGAUUUAAUCAUUAUAAGAAAAAAACCGAAAUUGAUUCUACUAAAAAUAUCUCCUAAUUUAUUUUGUUUUAUUUUUCCUGCUGUUUUCAAUUAUUUG
This is a messenger RNA of Paramecium octaurelia, 4685 nucleotides long. Lineage: Eukaryota; Ciliophora; Oligohymenophorea; Peniculida; Parameciidae. The record is from the annotation of a GenBank genome assembly.